AUGGACGAAAUGGAAAUUGACAGCGCCCCAGGAGGGACUAAAAGGAAGGCAGAUGAUGAUAUCUGGGUUCCGAGACCAAGACAAAGGAUCAGGGCUCUUGAUCCCGAUGUUGUGAACAAGAUUGCAGCCGGGGAGAUUAUUGUUGCCCCUGUUCACGCGCUCAAAGAGCUGAUUGAGAAUGCUGUGGAUGCAGGCUCGACGUCGCUGGAAAUCCUUGUCAAAGAUGGAGGUUUAAAACUGCUUCAAAUCACUGAUAACGGUGGUGGCAUUGAGAAAGAAGACUUGGAAAUAUUAUGCGUGAGGCAUACGACAUCCAAAAUCUCCACAUUUGAAGACCUAUCGUCCAUUGCUACAUAUGGAUUCCGCGGCGAGGCUUUGGCCAGCAUCAGUCAUAUUGCCCAUCUUACAGUCACGACAAAAACCAAAGAAGCAGCUCUCGCCUGGCGCGCCCAUUAUCUAGACGGAAAGCUAGCUCCCGCGAAGCCAGGGCAGUCUGCGGAACCCAAAGCGGUUGCCGGCCGCCAGGGAACCCAAAUUACAGUGGAGGACUUGUUUUUCAAUGUGCCAACACGUCGAAGAGCGUUUCGAUCUUAUGCCGAUGAGUUCAACAAGAUCAUCGACAUGGCAGGGCGCUAUGCAGUUCACUGCAAAGGUGUUGGCUUCACUUGUAAGAAGGCCGGCGAGGCAUCCAAUUCACUGUCCGUACAAGCGCAAGCAACAGUGAUAGACCGUAUCCGCAACAUCUAUGGCGGCAUGGUCGCCAAUGAGCUGAUUGAACUAACUGUCUCUGACGAUCGAUGGGGGUUCUCGGCCAAUGGCUACGUCACAAAUGCCAAUUAUGGCAUCAAGAAGAGCAAUUUCCUCUUAUUCAUCAAUCACCGCUGUGUUGAAUCGUCAACCAUGAAAAAGGCGAUUGAACAAACAUAUACUGGCUUCUUGCCCAAGGGUGGCCACCCUUUCAUCUAUCUCAGCCUUGAAAUUGACCCAGCCCGAGUGGAUGUCAAUGUCCACCCUACCAAACGGGAAGUUCAUUUCCUCAAUGAAGAAGAGUCACUGUUACCGGGAGCCAAACCAGUUGAACCUUUGGACGAGGAUGAUAGCGAUGUCGCCCCUAAAUUCACGACACCAGCUCUCAGGAAGGUGCGGCGAAAUUCAAAUGACCUUGUCCGAACGGAUAAAUCUCAGGGCAAGAUUACAGCCAUGUUCUCGCCUGCCGGCCCCGCUGAUAAAGCAGAUUCUCCUGCUAGAGCAAUGGAAGACGAACCGUUCGCGGUUCCGGAACCGAUAGAAUACACGACGAUAGACCGCGACCAAAUAAAUUGCCGGCUCAGAAGCAUCAAGGAGCUACGCCAAGAGGCUCGAGAUGAGAUCAACGAGGAGUUGACAGAGAUGAUCGCCUCUCACACGUUUGUCGGUGUCGUCGACGAGAAGCGACGACUUGCCGCUAUUCAGGCAGGCGUGAAACUAUAUUUGAUCGACUAUGGCCACAUGUGCUUCGAGUACUUUUACCAGCUUGGUUUGACUGACUUUGGAAACUUUGGCGUAAUCAAUUUCAGCCCUCCUCUAGAUCUCAGAGAACUUCUCCAGCUGGCAGUAGAAAAGGAGCACGAAUCCGUUGGGAUAACACCCGAAGACGGCUUUAAUUACAAAUUCGUCGUUAAAACGGUAGCAAAUGCACUCAUCGAACGGAGAGAGAUGCUCCAAGAGUAUUUUUCUCUCGAAAUCACACCUACUGGAGAGGUGGUUUCCAUUCCUCUUCUUGUUAAAGGAUACACCCCGUCUAUCGCAAAACUUCCCCGAUUCCUUCUUCGCCUCGGGCCCUAUGUCAACUGGAACGAUGAAAAGCAAUGCUUCAAGACGUUCCUCACGGAGCUGGCAACGUUUUAUGUCCCCGAAGCAUUACCCACGACGCCCACGGGGGAAAUUGAAGAAGAGGACUUGGAGGAAUCGUACUUGGAUGACGAGCAGCACGUUCGAUGGGCUGUUGAGCACGUCUUCUUCCCAGCGUUUAGGUCGCGUCUUAUUGGGACGACUAAGCUCAUGCAAAACGCUGUUUUAGAAGUGGCGAGCUUGAAGGGGCUAUACAAGGUGUUUGAGCGGUGUUAA
This is a messenger RNA of Trichoderma breve, 2106 nucleotides long. Its product is annotated as histidine kinase-, DNA gyrase b-, and HSP90-like ATPase domain-containing protein. The transcript is spliced from 5 exons. The coding region runs from base 1 to 2106 and encodes 701 amino acids. Gene Ontology annotation, molecular function: mismatched DNA binding; ATP-dependent DNA damage sensor activity; ATP binding. NCBI's taxonomy places the organism in Eukaryota, Fungi, Ascomycota, Sordariomycetes, Hypocreales, Hypocreaceae. Gene Ontology annotation, cellular component: MutLalpha complex. The record is from RefSeq and is a predicted model, not a curated record. Gene Ontology annotation, biological process: mismatch repair.